Molecule: messenger RNA, 1179 nt
Organism: Paraphaeosphaeria sporulosa
Lineage: Eukaryota; Fungi; Ascomycota; Dothideomycetes; Pleosporales; Didymosphaeriaceae
Exons: 3
Coding region: 1-1179 (392 amino acids)
Source: RefSeq, a predicted model, not a curated record
AUGCGAAAUUUCAGCGCUGUCACAUUCUUUGCGUUCUUGUCCAGUGUUGAGCUGGUGUUUGCAGCUGGAGGAGGUGGGAGCGGCGGCGGAGGUGGUAGCAGUGGAGGGAGUAGCGGAGGUGGAAGUCGAGGGGGUAGUAGUGGCGGAAGCAGUAGCGGCAGCAGCGGAAGUGGAAAUCGAGGUAGCAGUAGCAGCAGUGGGGGCGGUAGUAGUAGCAGUGGUAAUCGGGGUGGAAGCAGUGGUGGCUCUGGAUUGCGCCCCGGAUCUCGACCAGGUGGCGGAUCAGGUAGCCCUGAUGAGCCUGAUGAUGGAGACUCCGGCGCCGGAGGCUCCAGUGGUGGUGAUUCUUACUACGCGCCACUCAGCGACGGAUAUCUUCCUGCGAUCGAGCAGGUGCAAGAUACUUUCGGGCCUUUGGAACUCAGCUUCAACGGCACAAACAUCACAAGUGAAAAGCCUUCCAUUGAAAGAAUAGUCGAAGUUAUUCUAUCCUCGCCGACCUGCACACCAAGUUCAUCGGAUGAAGGCGUCAGUGUCCCAGAGAGUGUUUACCAAGCGUGUACAUCCAAAGACGUCGGAUUCCAGCCAACAAAGACGCUCCCUGCAUCAUCAUAUGCCGCCUGCACCGACUACGCAUCUAUCUUAAAUUCCUGCGCCUCUGCGACACCUUCCUUCUACGCACUCCCCGCCUCGCAGCAAAUUUCAUGUGCAUGCUACACCAUUACAACCACAUCAGUUGACUGCUCUAUUUCCCGCGCAUCGACCUACGAUCCUACAUACAAGUCCUCUGGCGAGCAAUACGUCUCAGUACCAACGCAAGCUAUCGGGCGGUUUGACGAUGCGGCGAACUAUUGUAGAGACUAUUUUGGACAGCAGGGAUACAUCAAUCUAGCUUCUUUGUUGUCAGGAAAUGGCGACAACAAGGAUCCGGUGCUCGGAGCAGCGUUCUGUUCGAACGUUGGUCAGAGAUAUUUGCAGACGGCGGCUACUACGACGCAAGCGUAUUAUGAUAUACCGACGGCGAGUAAUGGGCUGCCUUUAAGGUUAGAACCUACCCCUUACGGAGCCUGUUACACUGUACGAGAGAUUCGGUAUACAAGAGGAGCUGGAAUUCGGGUUUUCAGUGUUGAUACGAUGCUGUUGGUGAUGGCUUUGAUAGCAUGCAUUUUCUUCUCAUGA